Phyllostomus discolor (pale spear-nosed bat) is the source of this 2189-nucleotide messenger RNA. RefSeq names its product forkhead box I1 (gene FOXI1). Gene Ontology annotation, molecular function: DNA-binding transcription factor activity, RNA polymerase II-specific; RNA polymerase II cis-regulatory region sequence-specific DNA binding. The coding region runs from base 69 to 1277 and encodes 402 amino acids. Gene Ontology annotation, biological process: regulation of transcription by RNA polymerase II; anatomical structure morphogenesis; cell differentiation. The transcript has 3 exons. The record is from RefSeq and is a predicted model, not a curated record. Lineage: Eukaryota; Metazoa; Chordata; Mammalia; Chiroptera; Phyllostomidae.
CUUCCAAGCAGGUGCCAGGCAGGUGUCCGAGCAGAGUCCAGCAGAGCCCAGCAGAGCCCAGCCCGACCAUGAGCUCCUUCGAUCCUCCAGGGCCUUCGCCCCCACGCGGCAACCCGCAGUUUCCCAGCGUGAGCCAAGAGCCCCCGGAGAUGAAUGCUUACUACGAAAACGCCUUCCACCCGCAGGGCCUGCCAGCCCCUCAGCGGAACCCCUCCUUCGAGGUGGGCAGUGAGUAUGGGGCCACCACCAACCCGUACGUCUGGUUCAACGGGCAGUCGAUGGCCCCGCAGCCCUACGUGCCGAACCCCAACCCCAGCCCCUACAUGCCGCAGGCUUACGGGGUGCAGAGGCAGAUGCUUCCUGGCAUGCCUGGCGUGGGGGGUGGCGAGGUGGGCUGGAUGCCUGUGCCGUCUCAGGAAGAGCUGAUGAAGCUGGUGCGGCCCCCGUACUCCUACUCGGCGCUCAUCGCCAUGGCCAUUCACGGGGCCCCCGAGAAGCGCCUCACCCUCAGCCAGAUCUACCAGUAUGUGGCCGACAACUUCCCCUUCUACAACAAGAGCAAGGCGGGCUGGCAGAACUCCAUCCGCCACAACCUGUCUCUCAACGACUGCUUCAAGAAGGUGCCCCGCGAUGAGGACGACCCAGGCAAAGGGAACUACUGGACCCUGGACCCCAACUGCGAGAAAAUGUUCGACAACGGGAAUUUCCGCAGGAAGAGGAAGAGGAAGUCGGAUGGGUCCUCCGCCGCGAGCGCCGCCGCGAGCACCUCGACCUCGGAGAAGACCAAGGGCAGUCUCCCAGCGGCGGGCGGUGCCAAGACCGCGGAUGCCCGAGGCGCCCGGAACGCCACCCCGCCGGAUGGCCCCAGACCCGCGAAGCAGCGGGCCGUGGCCCCGCCGAGCACCCCGAGCACCCCGUGCCUCAACAGCUUCUUCUCGUCCAUGACCACCUACGUGAACGCGCCGGGCCCCGCGAGCCGCCCCGCGAGCCGCCCCGUGGUCGCGCCGGGUCCGGGCCCCGAGUCUGCUGACAAGAUGGGACAGAACCUGGUGAAUUUCAACACCUACGCCCCACUCACCAACCUUGGCAGCCAUGUGGGCCCCCUCGCCAACCAGGGGGUGGGGGUUGAGUGGGCCAACCCCAUGCCCGUUAACACUCUGGGCUACGGCUAUGGCUACGGCUAUGGAGGUGCUGUCAUCGGCCAGGUCGGCCCUCAUUUCUAUGACGAUGCCGACGCCAGCAGCAUCUUCUACCCCCCAGAGGUCACCAACCUCUAAGAUGGGGCCCUCCCGAGCCAGAGGGGCACGCUGAGGCCCUCCUGGCCAGCACCCCUGUUGUACAUACCUCGACACUGACCAAAGAGGCACAGGAUGCUCAGAGAUCUCUAUCCUGCUUCUAGAAGGUGAUGUAAACCUUCUGUGUGUCCUGUGUACCUGAGCACACUCCCACCAACUUUGCAAUGGAAAUGCUGGUGCUAGGUUAACAGUAACCGUGGUGGCCAUUUGUUGAAUGCCUACUAUGUGCUGGGGAGCCAUACCAGGCUCUUUGAAGGCAUGGCCACACUUACUAUGUACAGUUACCUUGUGGGGUUCAUAGGAACUUCUUCCUUUAAGAGAUGAGAAAACUGGGGUUUUAGAAAGUUAAGUAACUCUCCCAGGCCAACACCAACUAAGAAGUGGCAGAGCCAGGAGUACCUCCACCGCCUCCUGGCCAUCCCGCAAAACUUACCCCCAGUCCUGGGCACAGCUGGCCCAGGCCCAGGUUAUUCUGUGACCCCACUUCCCUGCAGACACCCCUUUUGCAAGGAGGGAAACUGAAGCUGUGCCCCCACAGGGCAGUGUGUCCAAUCUGUCCCCACAGAGGGGCGUCGCUUACCCAGCUCCGGAGACCUUGAGCAGGGCAGGGACAGGAGUGGUGCACCCCAAGUCCUCCACCUCAGGGUUACCCACCUGCAAAACCCUGUAUAGCGCAGCUUCUUGGGUGUACGUCAUGGGCCGGUGAGCGGGAGGUGGCCGAGUCUUCAGAGAGAAACAGGGAGGAACAGGCCCUUCUGUUUUCAUAGCCCGGGAGAGGCGACUGCUUGGGAGACGGGACCACCACCUGCACCCGCUACCCGGGGGUCUGGGGGGGAUUUUUCUUGCUUUUAUAUGUAUUUUUGCAUGCCUGAGCUCUUAUCAUAAUAUACCUUG